Molecule: messenger RNA, 432 nt
Organism: Closterium sp. Yama58-4
Lineage: Eukaryota; Viridiplantae; Streptophyta; Zygnematophyceae; Desmidiales; Closteriaceae
Source: the annotation of a GenBank genome assembly
AUGGUGACCAACCCUGCCAUCCAGUUCAUGAUCUACGAGACACUGCUGGCGCGCAUCACAGCAGCGCGCCCCGCUGCCAGGGGAGGGGCCAAGUCCGCCACCUCCACUGAGAUCUUUCUGGUGGGAGCGCUGGCCAAGAUAGGAGCCACGCUCGCCACGUACCCUAUGCUUGUCGUCAAGUCGCGCCUGCAAGCACGCCAUGCAGCAGGCCAACGCUACUCAGGCAUGUGGGACGCGAUAUUCAAGAUAGUGCGGCAGGAGGGCGUGAGGGGGUUCUACCACGGGAUGGGCACCAAGAUGGCGCAGAGCGUGUUUGCGGCCUCGCUGCUCUUCCUCACCAAGGAGGAGAUCGUCAAGGCUGUGCGCCUCGUGCUCGACCGCCGCUCCCGCCUCCUGCUGCAGCCCGCCCAGAGACGCGCCAGGGCCGUGUGA